AUGGCCGAACACGGUCCGCAGCUUCCUCCAGUCGGGGAAAAAUCCCUACCGGCCAAAUGCAAGCCCCGCGCGCUGGCGUACUGUCCGACCAUGGACCUGAUCGCCCUGGCCACCGAGGACGAGGAGCUGCGCAUUUUCCGGCUGAACGGGCAGCGCGUGUUCGGGGGCUCGUUUGGCGGGGACCCGUACCUCGGCGAGGAUGAGGAGGAUGGGGAGAUCAGGGCGUUGGCGUGGAAGGGGAAUGGUCGGUUACUUGCUGUCGCGUGUGGAGAUGGGACGCUCCGGCCCGGCACAGCCUUCUCCCAAGGCAACGUGUCUGGGCUGGGGGUCAAUUUCACCGACAGCCACGCGGCCGAGCGGCAUCUGCGCGACUCAGCGGGCCAGCUCUCCAUCGAGGAUCUGCUGAGCUCAUCGGUGCACUCGUCGAAAGCGGCCGCGCUGAUCAAAGCGGAUUUACCACGCGAGCUGGCACUGAUGGAUAUCGAGAGCUCGCUGCCGAAACUGAGUACCCUGCCGGCGACGGGCAGCGAAGAUGAUCUCUUUAGUUCCCGCGCGUCUAUCGAUGCCAUCUUUCAUUCUUCCACCAAGGAUACCAGCGACUCGGUGAACGUGCUCUUUGUCGGAUAUGAUGAUGGAAGUGUCCAUCUGCGCAUCUUCGACUGCUUCGAGAUUGGCUCGUUCCCCAUCGCUGACUCGGCCGGACAGCCGGGUUCAUGCAAUAUUCUUCGUCAUGCGUCACAUCCCUUAAGCUCGACACAUGCCUUGCUGGCGGCGUCCGCAUCGUCCCUCAACCUUGUCACUCUGGACCUUCGCUUUAUCACGCGAUCGGGUCGCUACCUGUCUCUCCUUGCUUCCAAGACAACCCAGCUCCAGAACCUGCUCCGGUAUAUCGACCAAGUGCAGCGGCAGAUCGAGCUUGAGUGGAAGAAUACCCAAGAACUUCCCUCGAGGUUUUUGCGGAGUGUCAAUGAAGACCUGCAGGAAAAGUGCCAUUGUGAUUUCAUCACGGCGGCUUAUCAUCUCGUUGUUACGGGACAUUGCUUCGAGCCGAUGAAGGAGUUCCUGGUGGAUAUCGUCGGAGAAAGAGGACACAAGCGAUGGGACAAAGCCGUCGCCGGCGGGUACGAGAACAUCCGCCGCCUGACGCACGAAUGUCUCUUGCCCGCACUGGAGAGGAGCCAAGUCCUUCUCAGCCGACUGAUCGGCCUGUCCAAGUUCCACAAACUCAGCGACGUCCUCGGUCUAGAAACGACCAAGCUCAACGCCAUCGUCGAAACACUCGACUGUCUCCACCUAAUGGCCCACCAGAUCAUCACACACUCCAACGAAGAACUGGCCGAAUUCCUCGCCUUCUCCAGAUGGCUCCAACUCGAGAUCCACAUCCUAAACAGCGAAGCACUCUCCCAGACGCAGGAAGAGCUACUGGAAAAGCGCGACCUGCUCGACGUGCCCCCAACGGUCCACUAUAUCACCGGCGCAUUGACGAAGAGCCAGUUGCGCAAUUUCAUCCGCCAGCUUCCCAUGAUCGGCGUGGCUAAGCCGCCGCCACCUGGUACGGACAAGUGGCUUCCAGAUGGCCAUGAUCAUUCGUUUUAUGAUACGUUCAAAUCGCUUCUCCAGCAGCAGCGCCAGAGCCGGGGUGAGGGCGGCGAUGAUACUGCGGUCGACGCACCUAAGCUAAAUGAUUUGACGAGGCGGCUGGGGACGCAGUUUGAGAUCGUUUUCGGUGAGAUUGCCUUGACGCAGCGGAGGGGCAUUCUGCAUCGCUCGCCUCUUGAGCUGCACUCGGACUGUGAUCAGAGUGUUGCAGAUCUGACGAUCUGUCAUGAGGAUGCCGAAGAAGGACACCCGUGCUCCACAUACAUUGCUGCUCGAUCGAGCACAUCGAAACACCUAAUCUACAUAUACCGCGUGGUGCUGGACUCCAUCAACGGCGUCAGCUCAACAAGACGCACCGCCAUCGCCGCUCUCUCCCUGCAACAAGGCGAGAUCCGCCAACUGCAAUUCGUCGACGACGACACGCUCAUGGUCCUGUGGGCUUCCGGCGAAGGACCCUCGUACCUCCUAAACUUCCCCAUCCAACCCCUCUCCCUCCAAUCCCACGCAGGAGAAGAGUCGGACCCCCAAUCGCUAGCAAUUUCCUACGUCGAUUGCGACAGCACCGCUUCUACCCCCAAACCCUCCGUCAAACCCACCCUCCUCGACCUCUCCUCGCUAUCCUCCCCGCACGCGGGAAUCAUCAAGCAUGCCUUUCCCGCAUCGGGGCCUAAAUCUAGACCUGUUUAUCUUGAUGUCAAUGGACGGAAGGAUCGGCGUGCAGUUUGUGUGCUGUAUGGGGAUGCGAUGCGGUAUGAGGUUUUGGAUUUGGAGUCUGAGUUGGUGCUUGAGGAAGAGGAGGCAGAGGAGGAGGGAGAGGAAGGAGAGGGGAGUAGUGUUGCUAUGGAGGAUGAGGAUGGGAUUGAUAGAUAA
Penicillium riverlandense is the source of this 2469-nucleotide messenger RNA. RefSeq lists its product as uncharacterized. NCBI's taxonomy places the organism in Eukaryota, Fungi, Ascomycota, Eurotiomycetes, Eurotiales, Aspergillaceae. The transcript is spliced from 7 exons. The record is from RefSeq and is a predicted model, not a curated record. Gene Ontology annotation, biological process: protein K11-linked ubiquitination; positive regulation of mitotic metaphase/anaphase transition; anaphase-promoting complex-dependent catabolic process. Gene Ontology annotation, cellular component: nuclear periphery; anaphase-promoting complex. Gene Ontology annotation, molecular function: protein binding. Bases 1 to 2469 code for a protein of 822 amino acids.